Molecule: messenger RNA, 5510 nt
Organism: Apus apus (common swift)
Lineage: Eukaryota; Metazoa; Chordata; Aves; Apodiformes; Apodidae
Gene: VWDE
Product: von Willebrand factor D and EGF domains
Exons: 30
Coding region: 35-5380 (1781 amino acids)
Biological process (GO): anatomical structure development
Cellular component (GO): cell surface; extracellular region
Molecular function (GO): signaling receptor binding; calcium ion binding
Source: RefSeq, a predicted model, not a curated record
UGACCAUUCCCUAACACCAGGAUGGUAUCGCUUUAUGAUUUUUGAUAAGCCUGCUGAGAUGCCAACCAAGUGCAUAGAGAUGAAUCACUGUGGUACUCAAGCCCCUGUCUGGUUGUCUCUGAGAGAGUCAGAAUCCAUGCCUCGACCUGGUGAGAUCAAACAGUUAACAGCUUGUGCUACAUGGCAGUUUUUCUUCAGUGCUUCAAAAGAUUGCUGUCUUUUCCGGAUCCCUGUCAGUGUGAGGAACUGCGGGGAUUUCUUUGUUUACUUACUGCAGCCCACACAAGGAUGCAUGGGGUAUUGUGCAGAAGGUGCAAAGCUACAGACCUGUGAUCCUGAGAGAAUGGAAAACCAAGGCAUCUGUAGCAGUAACUUGGCUCCUUCAUCGUCUCCAUCUGUGUCACCACCACUACCAGCCAUUCCUGAAGUUGUAGCAGAGUUGAUCAAAAGCAGCAUUUAUCUAAGGUGUACCUUUGACGUUCCUUUUGCAAACAGCUCAGUUGGAUUCAUUGUAACUUGGUCAAGACUUUCUCCUGAUGGUAUCAAAGAAGAACUGAAAUAUGAGACAGCAGCUCAUGCAUUCUCACUUCUAGAACUAGAUGGGAUAAAUGUCAGACUUGGAGACAGGAUCUAUUGUAGCAGCUCUAGUUUUCUCAUGGAGAAGCCAGAUAUACAAAGCUCUUCUGUUGAAAGCAAGGAAUUUUUUGCUGGCAUUAAGAUACAUCCAGAAACAUAUAAUAUAUCAGAAGAUGGGAAGGAAUACAGACUAGCAAUACAAAGUAGUAUUCCUGUUCCUUGUCUUGAAUUCAGCCAUCUUGAAAGUGACUGCAAAAUCUCACUAAUACUAAAUACUGUCGAUAAAGGUAAAGAGCAGUUAGGUUUAAACUUGGCUCUUUCUUCUUGUCACGUGGAUCUUCUGCAGAAACCCUGCAACAACGGAAUCUGUAGUCAAGCUGUAGUUUAUUUCACUGCUGUGACAGACUUUAUGCAGGAUGGAGACAGAAUUACCAGAAUUGCAGUUGAACCUAUAUCCAGUGAAAAUUUUCUGUGGAAUGGCUACGUUCCAGAAAGCACACAGAUUACAGUAAAGGAUCUGCCCACUGCCUACUGCUACUCCUUCACUGACCCUCAUAUAAUUACAUUUGAUGGAAGACUCUAUGACAAUUUUAAAACAGGAACAUUUGUCCUCUAUAAGAGUACAUCUCGAGAUUUUGAAGUUCAUGUUCGCCAGUGGGACUGUGGAAGUCUUCACUACCCAGCAUCCUGUAACUGUGGCUUUGUUGCCAGAGAAGGAGGUGAUAUAAUUGCAUUUGACAUGUGCAGUGGUCAGCUACGUGAGUCACAGCCACACUUAUCUGUAAUAAGUAGAGACACAACAAGAAGCAAUGUCAGAAUCACUGAAUCCUACGAAGGAAGAAAAGUAACAGUUUUGUUUUCUUCUGGAGCUUUUGUUCGUGCUGAUGUGAGUGAAUGGGGAAUGAGCCUAACACUGAGGGCACCCAGUGCAGAUUAUAGACAUACAGUGGGACUUUGUGGCACCUUUGAUGGAAGUGCAGAGAAUGACUACCACACUGCAAAUGGAGUGGAAAUCCCAACCCAUGCUGAUGCUCUUUUCAGUUUUAUGAAGGAAUGGAGAAUUCCGCCAGGAGAGAGCUUGUUUGACAAGACACCUGCUUCUUUAACGUCGUCUAGAAAAAUAGUCUUCUGUGACUGCACACUUGAAGAUGAUGGAUUAUAUCGAUCAGUGAACAAACUUGACAGACUUUCUGUAUCAGAACUUCCUCUGUCUUGUAAAGAUAGUGAAAACAGUAGAUUUAUUUCUUUGAUACCAGGACUGGAUGUCACUGCUGAGUAUCUUGGUCCUCUUGAUCUUGUCAGAGGCUUAAAGAAACGUUCAUCUGCACAUGAAAUAGAUUCAUUCACACUUCUACAGAGGCAGGAUAAUAAAAGCAAACUUCACAAAACAUCAUUAGGAAACACACAUGUCUCUGCAACCUCAGUGGGAAGUACUGGUGUAGAAAAAGAAGGAACUUCAAGCUCAGUCAUUAAAAGAAAUUCUCAUCGUUAUACUGGUCAUCUUCACAAAAGUCAGUCUCUUACAAAUAGAGGGAAACGCCAAAAUUAUUUUGAAUACCAACCAGUAUUUCUAUUCCAAAGCCUUACCCAGACAGGCUUAGAGGGGUAUAGUUAUUUUUUUCCAGAGGACCAUGCCACUGACAAAGACCAAAAGUUUCUUCCUUCUUGGCCGACACCUUCUGGCCUCACCGAGGUUAGGGCUUUGUUUCUCUGCCAGCAGGCAAUAGCUAACUCCACUAUAGGAAGGUCUUGUGGUGAGCUUCUUGGCCAGCGAACAGAGGAUGCAGUCAAUAUGUGUGUUAAAGAUUUGCUCCUGAAAGAUGACCUCAGUUGGGCAGAAGCUUCCUUAGCUCUUCUAGAGAAUGAAUGUGAGAAGAGAGUUUUAGAAGAAAUAUAUUACAACCGACUGGAACUUGCAGGGUUGGUUGAGAGCCUUCUUACUGCACUAAGGUGUCCCCAUCUAUGCAGUGGUAAUGGGGAAUGCACAGAAUGGGGCUGUGCAUGUUUUCAAGGCUACAGCUCAUAUGACUGCAGCAUAUUGUCUGAUCAGGCUCCAGAAAUUACAGAGCUGGAGAAUGCUGGGCUGUGUGAUAUUCGACAGUUUGACUGCACAUCAGUGAGAGCUUUUGGACAUGGCUUCAGGGAGUCAUUGAAUCUGAAAUGUGAAAUUAUCAAAUUACAGUAUGGUGAUAGCCAAUGGAUUCCUGGAGAACCUCAGACUAUGCCAGGUGCCUUCCGAAAUGCCAGGACUGUUGACUGUCAGUUGCCAAAUGAUGGCCAGCAGUCUGAUAUCAUGGAUCUGGUUGAUGACAAACCCAUUGCCAGAUGGCAAAUAAAGAUUUCUAAUGACGGAUUUACUUAUAGCAACUCUAAAACAGUUAUAUUGUAUGAUGGAGCCUGUCAGACUUGUGAACCACAGGAAUCUGCGUUAUGUACAUUAAAGGAAAAAACCUGCAACAUAGAUGGACUCUGUUAUGGUGAAGGUGACACAAAUCCAACCAGCCCUUGCCUACUGUGCAGACCUGACAUAUCAAAGUUAACAUGGUCAGUUGUUGAAAACAACCAGCCUCCAGUGCUUGAAACUUUUCAGGGUAUGCUACAGACUUUUUAUGGAGAAGACUUAGUAUAUCAGUUUUUGGCUUCAGAUCCAGAGGGCUCUGCUAUUCAUUUCACUUUGGAUUCUGGUCCAGAAGGUGCCAGUCUUUCCCCAUCGGGUCUACUUUUGUGGAAAGCUUUGUCAGUGAAUCCCCAAAAAUUAACAUUUUCACUGACAGAUGACUGCAAUGCAAAGACUAAGGUAGAAAUAGAGGUCAGUGUAAAAUCAUGUGAUUGCCUAAAUAAUGGCUCAUGUGUGACAAACAUUAAUUUCCCACCUGGAAGUGGAAGAUAUCUUUGUGUGUGUGUGGCUGGAUUUGAAGGUGAUCUCUGUCAAGUGAAUACUGAUGACUGUAAACUUAACCAGUGUGGUAUUGGCAGAUGUGUGGAUGGAAUAAACAGCUACUACUGUGAAUGUCCACCUGAACUUCAAGGUAAAAAUUGUCAAGAUGAUGUAGAUGAAUGUGUAUCCAGUCCUUGCUUCCCUGGAGUAUUUUGCUUCAAUACUUUUGGUUCAUACUAUUGUGGUCCAUGCCCAAAUAAUCUGCAAGGAAAUGGGAAGUUGUGUUACGAAAGCCUUGAAGAUACUAAUGUUGAAAGGAAGGAUUCCACAGAAGAAGUAGGAGGGAAUAAAGGUUUUCAACACUCAUCAUCUGAGAAGGCUUUAAGCAUCUCAAGCUAUAUUCCCAGUUCUACAGAUGUCCCUGAGAGAUUUAUUUCUACAAAAAUUAUCAAUAGCAGCACUCCACCAGCCUCCACAGUAAAAGCAAUCACUGUUUGGAAGUCGGUUCUUUCUCAGAGAAGUGCUUCUGUACAGCCUGCUCUCCCUGGGAGCAUUGCUCAUGCUCUCAGUGCCAUCAGUGGUCAUGUUGCUGACGUGGAAGCGAGUCCUUCAGUACAUGCUGUGAUGACUGCACCUUCAAGGACCCAUGCUGUAUCACCUGAGAAAAAAACAAGGGCACAAGUUGAGGCCUACAGUUACUCUGAGACCAGCAGGAAGACUUUUGGUAGCAACAAGAUAAAUAUAAGCAAAGGGCUUUCUUUGCCAAGUAAAGAAUUCAAAGGUGAAAAUACUUACAGAGCUCAGCACCUGUUAGCCAAGCAUAAAGCAAGUCCUUUACCUUUUGUCCUUGUUGAAGUCACUGUUCCACCAAAAGUGCUUCCUGAAGAACUGAGUGAAAUAGUGAUUCCUGAAGGAGCAACUUGUAUCAAUUUGCACUGUUUUCCUGGUGUACCUUGUGAGCCAAGUCAGGAUGGAAGCAUCAAAUGUGGUCAUUGUCCUUAUGGUUAUUAUGGAGAUGGCAUCACUUGCAGAGCAAGAUGUAGACAAACAUGUGGCAAAAAUAUGGAGUGUGCGGCACCCAAUAUUUGCAAAUGCAAGCCUGGUUAUGCUGGUUAUAACUGUCAGGCUGCUGUAUGCAGACCCGAUUGCAAAAACCAUGGGAAGUGCAUUAAGCCAAAUGUCUGUGAAUGUCUACCAGGAUACAGUGGCUCUGCUUGUGAGGAAGCACACUGUAAACCCCCCUGUCAAAAUGGAGGCACAUGCUUGGCCAGAAAUCUCUGCACCUGCCCAUACGGUUUUGUGGGACCAAGAUGUGAUACAAUGGUUUGCAACAGGCACUGUGAAAACGGUGGUGAAUGUCUUACUCCAGACAUCUGUCAGUGUAAACCUGGGUGGUAUGGACCUACAUGCAGUACAGCGAUGUGUGACCCUGUGUGUCUCAAUGGUGGUUCCUGUACUAAGCCAGAUGUUUGCAUCUGUCCAUAUGGAUUCUUUGGUGCCCGUUGUCAAAAUGCUGUCUGCAGCCCGCCUUGUAAGAAUGGUGGUCAUUGCAUGAGAAAUAAUGUCUGUACUUGUCCUGAAGGGUACACAGGCAAAAGAUGUGAAAAAAGUGUCUGUGAGCCAAGGUGCAUGAAUGGAGGAAGGUGUGUAGGGCCAAACGUUUGCUCUUGUUCUUCAGGAUGGAGAGGAAAAAGAUGUAACACUCCAAUCUGUCUUCAGGAAUGUAAGAACGGUGGGGAAUGUAUCGGACCCAGUUUGUGCCAUUGUCCUCCACAGUGGGAUGGAAUCCAGUGUCAAACUGCUGUGUGCAACCAGAAGUGUCUGUUCGGAGGCAAGUGUGUGUUGCCUAACGUGUGCUCUUGUCGUCCUGGUUAUACUGGAGUCCUCUGCGGGAAGAAAAUUCAGGUACAAAGGCAUCACAGUUGAAGAAAAGAGGUGUAUCCAUUAACUUGCAAAGCUUCAUGGGUGUAUGAGACUUGAAAAUAGCAAGAGGGCUGAAGGCAAUUACAGAGUUUAUUUAAAGGAAAGUAAUAGCCAUUUGAAUUAAUGUAAUAUC